CGGCGGAGGCGCCAGGGAGAGGGGCAGAAUCGUGAAUCUGCGGAAAUCCACGGGCUUUUGUGAAAACUUCUCCUCCUCAGGGUUUUUCUUUCCCCCGUCGGUUGCUCGGGAGGAAAGAAGCCCUGCCGUGGAACUCUAUCUUCUCUUGUUCGAAAACAUAGAAGCUAGAUUCGGGAGAAGAAACCCUAGGCCCUCGAUCGUCGGGGGAGACGGACAUCUCUUUCUCGCUCUCGUCGUUUUCGAUGUCGUGCGGAUGCGUUGUUCUCCAAGAAGUGGAAGACGGCGAGGAGGCCAAGUCCAAGACCAGGGUUUCUUCUUCUUCUUCUUCUUCUUCUUCCUUGGGCCCUCGGAGAUGCCGGUCGGAGAGCAUGUUCCCCAUGUACGCCAUGGGGAAUUGGAGGCCCAAUGCGAUAUCCCGGACGAUCCUCGAUUCUGCCGGCGAUUCCAUUUGGGAUUCCGUGAGAGCGGAAUCGAAGUCCGAGGCUGAGAGGGAGCCAAUUUUAAGUAGUUUUUUGUAUGCCAGUGUUUUAUCUCAUGAUUGUUUGGAGCGGGCAUUGGGGUUUGUACUUGCCAACAGGCUCCAGAACCCGACACUACUGGAUACUCAACUAAUAGACAUUUUUGAUGAUGUUAUGAUGAAGGAUAGAGGUAUUCAACGUGCCAUUCGCCUAGAUGCUCAGGCAUUCAAAGAUAGGGAUCCUGCAUGUGCGUCACAUAGCUGGGCACUAUUAUAUCUUAAGGGUUACCAUUCUCUUCAGUCAUAUCGUAUAGCACAUGCAUUGUGGAACCAAGGACGUACAGUCUUAGCCUUAGCAUUGCAAAGUCGAAUUAGUGAGGUCUUUGCUGUAGAUAUACAUCCAGCUGCAAGAAUUGGAGAGGGAAUAUUAUUGGAUCAUGGAACGGGUUUGGUUAUUGGUGAGACCGCUGUUGUAGGAAAUUGGGUUUCUCUAAUGCAGGGUGUUACCUUAGGAGGGACUGGUAAGCAAACUGGAGAUCGACACCCUAAAAUAGGUCAAGGUGCUCUAAUUGGAGCUGGUGCGACAAUCCUUGGUAAUAUUGUAGUAGGUGUUGGUGCUAUGAUUGCAGCUGGUUCCCUUGUAUUAAAGGAUGUGCCUCCCCACAGCAUGGCAGUAGGAAAUCCAGCAAGAAUAGCUGGUUAUUUAGAACAUGAAGAUCCAUCUCUAACAAUGAAGCAUGAUGCCAGGAAGGAUUAUUUUGAACAUGUAGCUGUUAGUUCUACGGAGAGGAGAGCUAAUGGUGAUAAUGACAUUUAACUAUUAUUUCAUGAAACACAUGGUGGUUCCCAUCUUGAUCUAUCAUAAGCCAUGUCUACAUCAAAAGUGGUCAAGGGACGUCAUAGUGCACAUAUGGUAUGUGACCCGCAUAUGCAAGUUCAUGUGCGGUUGUUAUUAAGGCACUCUAUACGGUGAAAAGGAAAGUUGAAUGGGAAGUGUAGAGUUUAUACAUGAUGCAGUCCUCAGUUGUAGCUUAGGUUCCCAAUUCACAUUUUCUUGUAUGUACUCUUCCAUGGCUGUAGUUAAAGCAGUAUACUUAUACACAGUAGCAACUAUCUUUCGAAGAUGCGAAGAACAUCUCUUACAAAAUUGAGGAAAAAAAAAUCUGAAGAAAAUGAUUCUAUUAUCACCUUCAAAUUUUUAUCUACUAAAUGUAGAGGGAUCCCUUGCUUGAAACACAUUACAGACACAGUAUUUUCUAGAAAUAUAAUAAUAGACCACCAUGACCACCAGUAUUUCCAGAAAUAUCAAUAAGCCACAGGAUCGGUAGAAUGGAAGCUAAACAUGACCAAACCCCCCCUUGCCCUCUUCAACACAGCAUAUUUCAUCAGCACACUCUCCCAUUGGAGCCCAACCUUCUCUAUGCUUGCAUUGCUGAUGCUUCUUUCAUGUUUACCAUAGCAUCCAUCUGAGCGUCAUCUUGCUUGCGACACUUGUAAACAUCUGUAGAUGACUUAAGAAGUGCCCUUUUUUGCAAUUUUUUUAACCUCUCCAAUCUCAACCACUCCUUCAAGACAUUAUCCCCUACCUUCUCCGCAGCUGCAAGCAUAUCCAUUAACCAUAGAGGGUCGAUGCAUGUUGUUUCCAAGCACCAGACUAUGCAUGCUGUUUUCCAGGCAUCAGACUAAUGAAGACCUAGUAUAUUAGAUGGCCAUCGACACAAAUGCACCGGUUCCAUGGAUGUGGUAUAAUGUACCAUGGAUGUGGUAUAAUGCAUUGGCCGACAGGUAGUCAAAGAAUUGACAUUGGAGAGUAUGAAUGGACAGAGUGAUCAGAGGGAUGGGGCUUGUCUUCUUCAAUGGGGAAUACUUGUUCCUUUUCCGCAUGUAGAAAAGCUUUUGUGGCAUUGGUAUGUCUAUUAUUCCUUGAUCUCUCAAUGAAUGGCACUAGAGUUGCAUAAUAAAUUUCCUGUUUGGCCUGCAACCGAAGAUCAUCCAAGGAAUGAUUGUCCUGACAAGGAGUCAUCUAGGGAUGAUGCAGAUGAGGAUCGAGACCCGUUUGAUUAUUUAGAAGGUUCAGAUUCUCAAUAUGAAGAAGAAAUUGCUGAUGCGGAAGAAGAAUCUGAAGAUGAACAGAAAAACAAAUAUCAUGGAGACCAUCAUCAUAACCACCCUACAAAUAAGUUCUGAUAAAAUUCACAAUGCCAAGUUUUUGUUAUAACGUACCAUUGUAUCGCUCAAAACCAAUUGCAAACUCUGUUUUGACGUAACAUUAUUUGAAGAGUCUGACAUUAUAAUUUGUUGUUAAAUGUUGCUCAGUGUUGUUGUAAAAGAGCAUGUAAACAUUUGAGUCAUGCAAAUGAUGAGAUGGAAGUAUUCACUGUAAA
Messenger RNA from Phoenix dactylifera (date palm), 2841 nucleotides. Its product is annotated as putative serine acetyltransferase 2. The record is from RefSeq and is a predicted model, not a curated record. Gene Ontology annotation, molecular function: L-serine O-acetyltransferase activity. Gene Ontology annotation, cellular component: cytoplasm. NCBI's taxonomy places the organism in Eukaryota, Viridiplantae, Streptophyta, Magnoliopsida, Arecales, Arecaceae.